CUCACCCAAGGCACUCGACGGGGUCCUUUGGGCACCACCAUUCCCCGCAUCAGGAGCGUUCGUGAUGGCGCAGGGAAGGGGCAGUGCUGCUGCAGGUGGCCAGGCGGCCGUGGCUCUGGGGCUGGUGGUGCUCUGCCUCCUGCUCGCUCACGUCCAGGUGGCGGAGGCGGCCACCUACACCGUCGGGGACAGCGGCGGCUGGUCCUUCAACAUGGCCAGCUGGAGUCGCGGGAAGCGGUUCCGGGCGGGCGACGUGCUCGUCUUCAAGUACAACCCGUCGGUGCACAACGUGGUGGCGGUGAACGCCGCCGGUUACAACGGCUGCUCGACUCCCCGGGGCUCCAGGGUGUUCACCUCCGGCAACGACCGCAUCACGCUCGCCAGGGGGAGGAACUACUACAUCUGCAACUUCACCGGCCACUGCCAGUCCGGGAUGAAGAUAGCGAUCGUCGCCGCUUGACUCACGACGGCACGGCGAUAGUUAGAUGAGCAGCAGUUAUGGGGCACUGAACACAAAAUGCUCGACUUAGAUCAUGAAAUAAAUGUCAGUUGCCUGUAAUACUUACUAUGUUCGAUCCCUUUUGUUCUCCGAUCUAAUCUUUCCCUUUGAAUGGGGACUUUAUUA
Molecule: messenger RNA, 625 nt
Organism: Musa acuminata AAA Group (dessert banana)
Lineage: Eukaryota; Viridiplantae; Streptophyta; Magnoliopsida; Zingiberales; Musaceae
Product: basic blue protein-like
Exons: 2
Coding region: 65-460 (131 amino acids)
Cellular component (GO): plasma membrane
Molecular function (GO): electron transfer activity
Source: RefSeq, a predicted model, not a curated record